Clunio marinus is the source of this 213-nucleotide messenger RNA. Lineage: Eukaryota; Metazoa; Arthropoda; Insecta; Diptera; Chironomidae. The record is from the annotation of a GenBank genome assembly.
AUGCGGAUUAAAAAGCAUAAUUUGAUUUCAUUCAAACGAACACAAUUCAAUAGCAUAACAAGUAGGGUUGAAGACGCGGAAAAAAAUUUCAUACCUGUAGCGAUUGCAAAGUUCAUUGAAAGGGUUGGAAGGAAAGAAAGAUUUCUUGCAACCCUAAGCAAAAUGAAUAAAUAUCUCACAUUGUUGAUGCUUUUCUGGUGGUGUUUUUAUUGA